Messenger RNA from Lachancea lanzarotensis, 1569 nucleotides. RefSeq names its product LALA0S11e00782g1_1 (gene PDI1). Bases 1 to 1569 code for a protein of 522 amino acids. Lineage: Eukaryota; Fungi; Ascomycota; Saccharomycetes; Saccharomycetales; Saccharomycetaceae. Gene Ontology annotation, molecular function: protein disulfide isomerase activity. Gene Ontology annotation, biological process: protein folding; response to endoplasmic reticulum stress. The transcript has a single exon. Gene Ontology annotation, cellular component: endoplasmic reticulum. The record is from RefSeq and is a predicted model, not a curated record.
AUGCAACUGUCUAAAAAGAUUGUAUUGGCAUUUGCAGCUUUCGGAGCUGCAAUUGUAAAUGCUCAGCAAGAAGCGACUGCUCCAGAGGGAUCAGCCGUUGUCAAACUCACAUCUGACACUUUUAACGAGUUUGUGAAGGAACACCCAUUGGUUUUGGCCGAAUUCUAUGCACCAUGGUGUGGACACUGUAAAACUUUGGCCCCACACUACGUGGAGGCAGCAGCAGUUCUAGAAAGCAAAGGUAUUGCACUUGCACAGGUAGAUUGCACAGAGGAAACCGAACUGUGUAUGGAACAAGGAAUCAAGGGUUACCCAACGCUCAAGGUGUUUAAGAACCACCAGAUCGAGUCACCAAGUGAAUACCAGGGAGGAAGAACCGCGCAGUCCAUCAUUUCAUACAUGACAGCCCAAUCUAUGCCAGCAGUUUCCGUGAUUGCCGGCGAGGACGCUGAGGAUGACUUUAAAGACAUCUUGGCUGAAUCCCCAUCGGCUGUUAUCGUCGAUGGCGGUGUUUCUGGCCUCAACGAUACUUUCCGCGAAUUGGCAGAGCUUUUCAGAGAUGACUUUAUUUUCGUUCAGUACAACCAAACUGGUGCCGAACCUCAAUUAUCGAUUUACUUGCCUAAGGAAGCAGAACCAAUCAAAUUUGAGGGAAAGAACAACUCGCUUACUCACCUGGUCGACUGGGUUCAAAUCGAAUCUAAGCCAUAUUUCGGUGAGAUCAACGGUGAGACUUUUCAGUCAUACAUGAGUGCUAAGGUUCCUCUUGCUUAUUAUUUCUACAACAAUGCUGAGGAACGUGCCUCUCAUGAAGACUUUUUUUCUAAGUUGGGCAAGGAGCACAGAGGUGCGGUCAACUUUGUCGGUUUGGACGCUUCUUUGUACGGUAAACAUGCCGAAAACCUCAACGUAAAGCAGCAAUUCCCUCUUUUUGUGAUCCACGAUACCGAAAAGAACCUCAAGUAUGGUCUACCACAGCUAAGUGACGAAAAAUUCGCAGCUUUGACCAAGCCAUUGGAAUUGAAGACUAGCGAUAUUACUAAGUUCGUCAAAAGUUUCCUAAACGGUAAGUUGGAGCCUAUCAUCAAGUCCGAAGAAAUCCCAGAAGUUCAAGAGACCAGCGUUUUCAGAAUUGUCGGUAAGACCCACGACAACAUUGUCAACGACGAGAAAAAAGAUGUUCUGGUCAAGUACUACGCUCCAUGGUGCGGUCACUGCAAGAGAUUGGCUCCUAUCUACGAGGAGUUGGCUGAUGUUUACGCUUCUGAAGAAUCUGCUAAGAGCAAAGUUGUUGUUGCCAACGUAGAUGCUACUUUGAACGACGUCAACGUCGAUCUAGAAGGUUACCCAACGUUGAUUCUUUACCCAGCAGGCAAGGAAUCAUCUCCAGUAGUCUACUCUGGUGCUAGAGAUUUGGAAUCUCUCAUGUCCUUCAUAUCGGAAAACGGUCACCACAAGGUGGACGGUUCUGCCAUCUUGGAGCAAAAACUCGCGAUGGAAGCCGCCAAAGAAGUUGACGAGGAGGCCGAAGCUAUUGCAGAAGAAAGUGUAGACCACGAUGAAUUGUAA